Messenger RNA from Adelges cooleyi (spruce gall adelgid), 542 nucleotides. RefSeq lists its product as uncharacterized. Gene Ontology annotation, biological process: protein ubiquitination. Gene Ontology annotation, molecular function: ubiquitin protein ligase activity. The record is from RefSeq and is a predicted model, not a curated record. The coding region runs from base 54 to 515 and encodes 153 amino acids. The transcript has 3 exons. Lineage: Eukaryota; Metazoa; Arthropoda; Insecta; Hemiptera; Adelgidae.
UUCUCUAGUUGUUACUUAGUGUUACAGGUAUUUCACAGUAGAUAAACGAAAAAAUGAUUGGGAAAAUUAUAGUUUUGUUGCCUUGUUAUAUCGCUUUAGUGAACGCUGGUGAACAUUGGUGUUGUUCAUGCGUGUCAUCGACCGAAGCAACGGUACAAUAUCGAAAUUAUGAUGAUUGGGUAGGAUCUUUAGAAAUAACGACCUUACCAGAUUGGACUACUCUGAUACGUGAACCUGAUAAUGAUAAAAAAGAUACUGUAAGAAAAGCAUUGAAUAAAAGUGGAUGUCCAAGUGGUGUUGUGAAUAUUCUUCUUGAGAAUAGUCAUUUUCAUAACUGCCCUGAUGGAUUAAAAAAUAGACUUCAAGAUGGAUAUGACAUAGAUAUUCUUAGAACCCUGGCAUUUAAAAGUAUUCCAGAAGUACCAGCAUUAUUGUUGCCUGCCCAACGACUUCUUUUAAUUUUCGAUAGCCUUCCAAUGAUUGUGCCUGUUCCAAAUCAGCCCAGCACAGUUUAGGUUCGCUAUUAUAAAAUAAAUACUGAU